CACAACGUUCAGGGUCUUUGUUCUGUACAAACGUAGCAGUUUUAAGCUCAACCAUGUAGUUCUUUUGUGAACCUAACUAUAGUGGUUUUAUUGACCAAUCUUAAAGUGACGCCAAGGGUAACUAUAGUGGUUUUGAUGGCAAAAAUAAAGUGAGGCCGAGGGGCAUGACGAAGCAGCGGUACGUGACGAGUUGAGAUGAGAACGUGUUGAACAAACUGAACAGGAAGAGGAAGCUCUCAUCUACAUUAAACUUCAGCUGUAUUUCAGUCUGAUGCUCAGACAGCAACAAGACGACAUGGAGGUUACAGCUCUCUGCUUCAGACUGAUGAUACUCGUAUUCAUUCUGCUCAGUGCACAUGUUCAGAACAGAGAUGCAGCUUUCCGUAUCGUUCCAAUCAGACUGCAGUUCUUUGAAUACGAGUCGGUCCAUUUUCACUGCGAGGGUCUGGAUGGCUCCACUCAGCUGAGAGGGAUCAGGAACGCAGAGGAGUUUAUUUCAGCCUGCAACGAGAGGACGCUGGUGCUAUCCGGCACGAUUCUAAGAGCCUAUCCAGCAGACGCUGGAGAGUACUGGUGUGAGACUGAAGGAGGAGAGAGGAGCGACGGUGUGAACAUCAUCGUCACUGCUGGUUCAGUGAUCCUGGAGAGUCCUGUCCUCCCUGUGACGGAGGGAAACGAUGUGACUCUGAGCUGCAGGAACAAGACGACUUCCUCCAACCUCACAGCUGAUUUCUAUAAAGACGGCCUCCUCAUCAGGAGCAGCUCUACAGGAGAGAUGACCAUCCACAGCGUCUCCUGGUCUGAUGAAGGACUCUACAAGUGUGACAUCUCUGGAGCUGGAGGAUCACCAGAGAGCCGGUUAGCACUUCACAGAGAGACGUGUCCCUCCUCAGACCACUUCAUACAUGUGGUCCUGGUCUUGAGGACUGUGUCCACCAUAGUGAUGGUGGCUCUGCUGCUGCUGCUGGUGGGACUGCUGCAUUGUGGGAAACUCAGAGUCAAGCAGAAAUAACUGGUCCUCAUGUUUACAGGUCAAAGGUCGUUUGGUCAUCAAGAAAAGACGUUUGAACAUUUCAUCUUCUGUCUUUACUUUGACCUUUGUUCAAGUUGGCUAUAAGGUGUCAGACUUCUCUGUGUUACUUGUUCAUACUUGCAGUGGCUGUUAGACUUUCUCACACACAGAAAGGUUAACAACCACAGAGCUACUGACUGAUGCAUGGACUAUUUUUAAAAAGCCAGAUGACAGUUUUCUCAGUACAUGUUGUUGUUCUAUGUUUAGUUUUAGACUCUACAGAUGCUGCUGAUCAUUUGAGCUCCUCAGACACAAACCACAUGAGAGAAUAUAUGAAUAGAAGAGGUGUUCAAGAGGCUCUGUAGAAACAACAAGAUGUUCACAGUUUGAUAGGUUUAGCAUUCAGCUCAAAGCAGCUGUUCCUCAGUGCAGCCUCACAGAGCUGCUAGCGGACUGUAGACCAGCGGUUUCCCAACAUGGAGGUCGAGACCCCACAAGAGGUCAUGA
This is a messenger RNA of Sebastes umbrosus (honeycomb rockfish), 1519 nucleotides long. RefSeq names its product low affinity immunoglobulin gamma Fc region receptor II-like. NCBI's taxonomy places the organism in Eukaryota, Metazoa, Chordata, Actinopteri, Perciformes, Sebastidae. The transcript has 5 exons. Gene Ontology annotation, biological process: cell surface receptor signaling pathway. The record is from RefSeq and is a predicted model, not a curated record. Gene Ontology annotation, molecular function: transmembrane signaling receptor activity. The coding region runs from base 272 to 1012 and encodes 246 amino acids.